AUGGACUACGGGUCGUCUCACGUGUUUGUCUACGCCGACUCGGACGAUGAGGUGAUCUCUGAUGUCGAGUACAACGAGGGAAUGUGGCUGAGCGAUUCUGACGAAGACGCUUCAGCUGCCAUCAAACCCAACAAGAGCCCAGCAGCGACAGGGGGAGGGGCCACCUCGGAGCUCCUGCUGUCUGCCAGCAAGUACCAGCACCUGCCCAAAGAUGACGAUAGCAGUGACGAGGGAGACACGACAAUGAAGGCAGUUGAGGGAGGAGCAGAGGGGAAAUCGACCAAAGACAGAAAGUCUCCAAAUUACGUCCAGCUUGAUUUCGAGGAAGCUGGUGGUGCUGCAACUGGGGAACAGAAACCUAGUGGGGGCAGAGGCAGAGGGAACUAUGUCAAGAUUGAUCACAGCAAGCAGGCUCCGCGUGCUCCCCCUCCCCCUCCCCCUCCCCCUCCCGCACCCCCCUUCGUUACCCCUCAGAUUGCAGUCCAGCAGCCUACAAUGCAAUCCAGACCUCCACCCAUACCGAAGAAAGGUAUCAUCAAGAACAGGAUUGCCCCAGAGCAGAACAAGAUGCGGAGACAGAGGGUCAAAUGGCAGACACAUACAGCCUUACCACCCCGUCCCCCGGUGGGCGGGGCUCGUCGGCGGAAGGCCAGACGUGCCGACACCAACAUCCUGGCCGUCAAGUUCAACACCCUGACAGGGCCGAGUGCCGUGCACACGGGAGAUGCCGUGGUGUGCAGUAACCCCUCCUGCACGGCCAUCCUCUCUCACCUCUCCAGCCUCUCCCAGCCAGCCUCUGCCAGUCCGGAGGAGGAGGACAGCAGCAGGGAUUGGGUAUGUGAGUUCUGUGGCAGUUCAACUGAGGUGGACAUUAUGGAGGAAGAGAAGCCGUCCAAGUCGGACACCACGUUUCUCAUCACGCCGGCAGCCGUCGAAGGGGGCGGGGCAGUGGGAGGGGCUUUGGGAGUGGACGAUGCCAUGGUCAUAUUCUGUAUUGACAUCUCUGGCAGCAUGUGUGUCACCACUGAGGUCCCGGGGAAGUUUGAGCUGAAGGGUCAAGACCGUGUGCAGAGCCUCAGCUCUCUGAAUGUGGACAGACAGACCCAGUUCCUGCCCGGCCAGAGGAGGGACGCCACCUACGUCUCCAGACUACAGUCGGUGCAAGCAGCAGUGGAUCACCAGAUACACUCUCUCACAUCCUCACACCCUCACCAGAGAGUGGCCCUCAUCACUUUCGGUGACGAGGUGACAGUUCUGGGGGAUGGAAGAGGAGAAGUGGUGACUGUGGCCGGAGACAAGCUGUUUGACUCGGAGAAUCUGGUCAAGAGUGGUUCCGAUGCCCCUCUCCCUCUCCCAGUCAAAGACACACACUCCUCCCUCAGCAGCAAAGUCUUUGCGCUUGAGGAGGGAGGACAGACAGCUCUGGGACCAGCUCUUCUACUGGCUGUCACCAUGGCCUCCAGAGUCCCAGGGUCAAAGGUCAUCAUAUGCACCGACGGACUGGCCAACAAAGGAGUAGGAACUCUGGAUGAUCUGGCCACAAAUGAGCAGCAGGCUGAAGCCCAGACCUUCUAUGAAGACCUCGGCACACUGGCCAAGGAGAAGAAUGUGACGGUGUCUCUGGUGUCCAUCAAGGGGACAGACUGUAGGAUCGUGGAGCUGGGUCAAGUGGCUGACAAGACUGGAGGACACGUGACGAUAGUGGAUCCUCUCAACAUCACGACAGAGUUCAGCACCAUACUGGCCAAUCCAGUCAUAGCCACUGACGUCACUACCAAGAUCAUCCUCCACAGGGAUCUGUAUUUCCGGUCGGAGGAGAGGAAGGAGAGUGUCCUGGUUAUCCCAGUUGGUAGUGUGACAGCUCAGACUGAGCUCACCUAUGAGUAUGGCGUCAGGAGGAACGGGAAUAAACCACCCGAGAAGACAGAGGAGAAAGGUGAGGAUGCGUCGAGUGGUGGAGCCAGUGGAGGAGGAGAGGGGGAGAGAGUGGGCGUGGCUCCUCUGAUGGUGGAAGGGAGACCACACCUCCCGUUCCAGCUCCAGAUAGAGUACACUGCUCAGGACGGAUCUCGCUGCAUGCGUGUCAUCACCCAGGCCAAGCCAAUCACCACCAACAGAGAGGUUGCGGAGAAAGAUAUAGACAUGUCUGUGGUGGGUGCCCAUGUGGCCCACACCACUGCUACCCUGGCAAUGGGUGGAGAGUACUCACAGGCCAGACUCAGUGCCCUCUCCUCCCAGAGGAUGCUCCAGAGGACCAGUCACAUAUCUCCUAUGAACCGACACACGUACAAUAACCUGAUGGAGGACCUGAUCCCUCUAGAGAACAGACUUCGUGACCACCAGCAAAGUGAGGAAGUGAGGUAUGGACGGAACUACAGUGACGAUGAGGAAGAGGGAGAUGUCAGCUAUGCCAGACCAUCACCACUCAUGGCUACUCAGCUGGCUCAGAGGAGCACCAAGAGCGAGCCAAGCAGGAAGUUUUCAGGCCUGUUCAAGAAGAAGAAGAAGGCCAUAUCGCGGAGAAAGGAGGUGACGGAUGAUCUUGCUACAUACUGUUACCAAAUGAGGUCCAGCAAGUCAUCUGACUACUCUCACUAUGAUGAGCCGCCAAAUGACAAUUCUUCAGAUGAAGAGUCGUAAUCAGCAGCAGAUUUUGGUGAACAUGUAAAGACAGUACUAUUUUUUACCUGGACCAUCGUAGAUUGUGGUUUUUUUGUAAUGUAAGUUUACAUAUGUUAUAAUUGUUUUCUGAACUGGUUCUAAGUUACUAGUAUGUGUUUUUUGGGA
This is a messenger RNA of Geodia barretti, 2787 nucleotides long. The record is from the annotation of a GenBank genome assembly. NCBI's taxonomy places the organism in Eukaryota, Metazoa, Porifera, Demospongiae, Tetractinellida, Geodiidae.